Molecule: messenger RNA, 4724 nt
Organism: Ruditapes philippinarum (Manila clam)
Lineage: Eukaryota; Metazoa; Mollusca; Bivalvia; Venerida; Veneridae
Exons: 3
Coding region: 1526-2272 (248 amino acids)
Source: RefSeq, a predicted model, not a curated record
UUAUAUCCAAGCGUUUACGUGUGUUGAUUGAUCAGUGUUAAGUAUGGAAGAUACUGAUGCAGAAUUGCAAAACACGGUUCUAAACAGUGCCAUGAAAAACGAUCCUUGGGAACCUCUAGAAAAUAAAAUGCCUGAUAUCCCAAAGAUAUGUCCUGCUCCACAUGAUCCUUUAAAGAUUUUGAUAAGUUCAGAGACUUACGUAAAGUCAUUAGAAAAAAGACUGAACAAAUUAAAGGGUAAAAAUGAUAAAGUGAAACCUAAAGACAUGAUACAAAGUUUACAUGAAGCAAGAGAUUUGCUUUCAUCACAAUUCAUGUCAGAAAAUACAAUAAACAACAGUGCAGACUUUUUGCCAGAGAACAGUGAGUCAGUGAUAUCAUCUAUACAAAGGAGAUUAAAUCCAGAAAGACAAGCUUUAAAUACUCAAGAACUAGUCCCCCUUGUACAUGAAGAUAUUUUGGCAAAACUGUCGGAAGAACCUGAUGAUUCCAAAGAGGGUGAAGGAAUAACAAGUGAAGGAAACAGUUGAUUGAUUUGAAUGGAAAAUCUGUUAAUUAUUAAUCAAGAGCAAUAGAAAAUCUGUAAUUUGUAAACAUGUUUGCCAGAAUAGUCAGCUGUAUCAUGUAGAAGCAUAAAUUGAAGAUGUUGGUUUAGAUAUUUGUGUUGAAAACAAACAACUCUUAAGACUUAUAAGUCUAUAUUUUGAAAAAAUGUUACAAACAGUAAUACAUGUAUCUUUAUCGAUUAAAAAAUGGAGGAAGAUUAAAAAAAUGAUUUAACCAAAAUUUAAUGCCAAAAAGAGUAACUUCCUUUGCUAUAAUAAAUUUUAUUGAUAGAUAUUUUUAUUGAAACUCUGAUGAGCUGUACAAGUGAAACAUGUUUGUAAUUUUGGUAUAUAUUAAAAGUAUAAAUGCAUGUGAUACUACUUUUUCAUAUUUUAAUAUAAAUUAUAUUUUACAUUGUACUAUUAAAUCAAGGAAAAUUGAAUUUUAAAAUUUGCCCAGCUGACUGAGUGAUUUAUACUUUUAAUGUGAUUUACAGUAAGCAAAGAAUGUAUGUAUACUUUAUCUAUUUAUUAAAGAUUUUUUUUAAGAAUCUGAAGACACUGGCCUGGGUCGAACCUACAAUAUUUGGAGGCAAGGGGUUUGAAGUUUUAAUGAAAACACUGUGUAAAAUUGAGAAGAAACAGAAUGAAAAUAAAUGGAGUUAUUUAAAAAGCACUUUGUGCCAUGUGACUUGCUAGCCUAUAUUUUCUUAAUAGAAAUAGUGGUUACAAUGCAUAUGUACUUAUACUGACCAUUAUAAUGAUUAAUAAAGAACGUUUGUGAACAUGUGAACAUGACUUGUGAUGUCAAUCAAAGUCAACCUGGUUGUCAGAGAACUAUUAAGAGGACAGUCUACUAAUUAAUUAAAGUACAUCUUAUACAAUCUACUAAGGCUGGACAGACCAAUUGAUUUAUAAACAUUUAGAGAAAGGCUUGAAUGGGGGAAUGUAUAGUAUUUAAAUUUGAACUAUUAUAUUAAGAUGAUGAAAAUUCUAACUUACUUACUGGUCUCUGGAAUUAUUUGUACAUUUAUUAUAGAAGUGAAAUGUCAACUCGAUCUUGAAGGUCUUGUAGAAGCUCAACAGCAGCUAAAUGGCGGGGGAGGGGGUUCCGGUAUGGGUCGGAUGAUUUCCAACACAGUUCGAAACACAAUGAUCAGUGGUGCUUUGACUAGCGCUGUAAGGUUCGUAGUUGGUGAAACUGCGAAUCCAAGCCAGGAGAUGAUGCAGCAUGCAAUAAUGAUGAGGUCGGCACCUAGGACACAAGCUGAGAGAGAUGUUUACUUGGGUAUGAUGAAAAGGUUAGCGCGGCGCACACCGGAAGUUGUGCAGAAGUACACGAAAACAGAGGUACACAAGAAUGGAACAAGAAGUCAUACUGUAGAUUUUAUUGCCCUCGACGCAGACGUUACUAGAAGAUCAUUAAUGUAUCAACAGAUGCGUGCAGCCCGUAGUCGUCUGCGUGAACAAGAACGCCAACAAGAAAGACAAGUUCAGUUGGAAAUGGAACGGCUUAAUAUGCUGCGAGAAAUGCGAAUGAACAGUGUUAAUAACGGCUUGUUUGGCGCUGGUUUAGGUACAACUAGUAUGUUUAGUGGUUUUGGAACAACGAUGCCUAAUGUUCAAUUUAAUUCACUAGAUGGUUUAUGGCCACAAACGACGCCUUUUCCAUCAUAUACUGUAAACUCCGGUCAAGCAUUAGGACAACAAACUAAUCUGUUUAAAUAAAUUGUUACAAAAGGGCUUUUCCUUAUAGUACGUACAGAAACAAGGGGUGAUUAUUGUCUACCUUGAAUGUUUAUGAUUAUGUUACUUAUGUUUUAGACUAUGUUCAUUUCGCUAUGAAACAAAACAUUUUCUAGAAAUAGUUUAACAGUAAUUCUAUCAGACUUUUAGCAUAUGUACUAAAUAAAGUUAAACAUAUCAUAUUGAUUAGUUAUUAGUUUCUAUACAUGUAUUUUUCACAGGCACGAGUAUCGGACAAGGAAAGAAAUAAUUUCAAUUCAAUUCAAUAUUUUAUUUGCAAUAAUUAGCAUACAAAAUGCCUCUGGCAAAGGUUAACAAACUACAAUAUAUAUACAAAUCACACAUGCAUCAAAUUACAUAAUUAUAAUUGUUAUACAAUUGUUACAUCAUUGCGAAGCUGAUUUGGAGAAACAGUAAAGUAUAUGACAUGCAUUAACUUACAUAUUAAUUUCAUUUCUUUUCAAAAAUGCUUCAUUUAAAAAUUUCGAUACAUGCAGUAAAGUUGACUGUUUUCUACUUGACAUUAAACUAAAAAAUUUAGGUAAAGAUGGCCAUGCUGUGUUUGGAAAAUAUUUUUUGCGAAUUUCAGAAUAAUGAUCGAGUUGACUACAGAUUAAAAGAAAGUGGUAUUCACUUUUCAACAACAUGCAUUUACAAUUUUCACACAAUCUUUUUUAUCUAUACCUCGAUAACGACCGGCUUCUAUAGCUAGAUUAUGACUGCUUAACCCAAAGGAUGCAAACAGUUUCACUAAUUUGUCACUUUUUAUUUUGUUAAGAUAUUCCUCUGAUUCAAAUACAGUUUUAAAUUGAACAUGAGAUAAUGUACUAAGAUAAUUUCGGCAAAUUAUUGAUUGUCGUAUGCCAAUGUACUCUCUCUAUCUUCGUGACAAAGUAUGAAAAUAGUUUACAUCUUUAUUAAAAUUUUCCCAUAUAUCAUUUAAACCAAGAUUAUACAAUAGUUUUUUUUUACAGAGAAAGCCCAAUUUUGAUCAUUAUUACUAUUACACUCAAUAGAAAAUAACUUACACAUUAAUGACUCUGGGAGUAUAACAUGAAAAGUUAAAUAACAUAAUUAUGUGUUUGUUAUAUUAGUCACAAUGCUUGAUACAAAGAAUUAUAAGGAACAUUAUGCAAGUAAGACGACAAAACAACAACAACAACAAGAAACAAAGAAAGAAACACGAGCAAACACGCACGCACACACACAAUAUUAUUAGUCGCCGGUAGAAACCGGCGACUAUAUUUGUAAUAGUUUAAUAUUAUACCUAUGGUAGGAGAAGCCCUUAAAAUCUGAAAAUAAAAGCAUAUCAAUCAUUGAACAAUUAAAGACAACAAUUAUUUUUCAGUAAUCACAAAAAAUCAAACAUAUGAUAACUUUGCUCAGUGGAAUGAAAUAUGCACAUAAUUAUUGACGUCUUAAAAAGCAACAUUACAAUUUUCAUAAAAUGAAUCAAUAACGUAUCCCCAAGGAUCAGUCAUUGAAUAUAAGAGAUACUAUUACUUUUUUCUAUGUGUCAAGCAUUGCUAUUUUAUAAUAAAUAAAUCAUGAAUGAUAUUUGAAAUGACUCUUUAGAAUUAUUUGGUUGUUUAUUUUUAUGAAACCUUUUAUAUUACAUUAUUUUAUCUAAUUAUAAACAAAUGCUCCCUGGUCUUUCGUGAGAAUCACGUGACUACAUGUUUAUAUAUGUUGUAUAUCGUUAUAAAAUGACUAUAAGACAGGUAAUUUGUUAAUGGUGGUAACUGAUAAGAUGUAAAUCAUUGUAAUUUUGUACAGAUAAUUACAUAAGUUAUUUUUCAUUAAUCAGGUUCAUACUUUAUAUCAUAAGAGAAACCUGUUUACUUUAAAAAUACAUUUUCAAAACCUUUUCCUUUCUUCUUGGUAAAGAGUUUAACUUGGCCCUUUCUGUCAAACAUUCGACAAAAAGUUAGACUGGUUACUAAACAAUUAGAUAUGACACGAAUAUAUGUUGUAAAUAUUGUUUGUAAAAAGUAUGUUAAAACCAUAAAGUUGUAAAUAUGUUAUAUUAACUUUAAAGUAAAUGAUUUUAUUUCUUUGCUGAAUAAUAUUUGCAGUUAUUUGUUUGAGAGUGUAUUUAUUCAAACUUUGAUGAAUAUAUAAAAGUAAUGGUACUGAUACUUAAUUACUUCACCAAAAAAAGUACUGGUACUGCAGUACCGAGCUAAAAUCUAGUACUGGUACUGGUACUGCAUAAUUUGCCAAGUACUGGUACUGGUACUUAAGUACUACACCCUUAGUACUGAUGCAGCUCUGAUCGUAUGUUACGAUUGGAAUACGUGUAUUGAUUUCAACUAAAUUAUAUAUUUUUUCUAUAGCACAUAAUAAUGAUGUACAACACUUUUACAGUGAAAUUGUGUUGUUUCAUGUAAUAAUUAAACAUAUAUAUUUUCAUAGUCACUUUGCAAAUAUUCGA